AUGCCGUCAGAAUUCCAUAGAGUACCUUCAUGGCCUUUCUUUGAGGUCGUGAACGAUCCUGUUGGUGGUGUUAUGGGGUCUUGUCCCAAUUCGGAUUUCUACAUUGGAGGAGAUGAAUUUUGUUCACCCUUCACCAGUACAGAGGACUCCUCUCAGUCUCUAUCCUCCUCUUACUUGCCCUCCGAGUUUUCGCCGAAUCUCGGUGAGAUUCAUAGCUCCAAGAUUAGCGAAUUGGAGACUCUUGAAGCUAUCCUGAUGGAGAUCGAUGGGUUCGAGCCAAUCUCAAGCUGCAAUGAUAAGGGAUGGACCGCUAGCCCCAGUAUCGGUAACGAUGUCUCAUCAGUCCAACCGACUUUAAUCCUGCCAUUCGAGGGAAUGGAGGUCGAUAAUAAACUCGGCCUCCCUCAUCUCCUUAAGGCAUAUGGAGAGGCCAUGGAAAGCGAGCAGAGCAAGCUCCUCGAUGUGAUCUCCGGAUGCAUCAGCGAGAGAGCAAACCCACUUGGUAACGCGAUGGAUCGCCUUACCUUCUACAUGUUGGACAGAAAACAAGACCUUAAUUACAUAAAACAAGAGGCUUUCAAGAACUUUAAGCCUGCAUCAAAUGCAAUAUACCAAAUAUCCCCCCAUGGGAGAUUUGCCCAUUUUGCGGCAAAUUCAACGAUUCUCGAAUCCAUCCCCAAACACAUCGAGGCCGUGCAUGCCAUAGACUUUGACAUGGGAGAUGCGUUCCAAUGGUGGGCAUUCAUUGAAUCCAUGGCAAUGGAGAGGAGACGUGUAGCUCUAAGGAUAACUUCGAUGAAAUGGGAUGAUGAGGACAGUUUGAUCGGAUUUGAGGAGGCGAAGAGGAGGCUUCAAGAGCAAGCAAAGGCUCUUGGUGUGGAGUUGGUGGUGGAAGAGAUGAGGAUUGAUGCGUUAGUGAGUGAGAUGAACAGACUAAGCAAAAGAGGAGGUAAUAAUAAUGGUAUGAGAUCACAAUGGAUGGUCUUCAAUGUAAUGCAGGGUCUUCCACACAUGGGAAGGAGGAGAAGUGAGAGGCUAGUUGGCGAGUUCUUGAGAUUGGCCAAAGAAGUGAUUGCACAUCCCGCGAUCGGAGGCAUAAUAACUUCGGGCCAAGGAGAAACUAGCUGCGAAUCGCGAAAUUGCUCGGGUUUUGGCGAGUUCUUCGAAGAGAAUAUCAAGUAUUACCAUGCAAUUUUGGAAUCAAUUGAGUCAGAUUUCCCAAGCCAGCAGCUUGUAGAGGCAAGGCUAGCUGUGGAGUCUCUUUUUGUCUCACCCUUUGUUUCUUGUCUUGACUGGUUCCAAACUUGGGAAGAAAUAAGGGAACGUUUGGAUGUUCCGUUGGGGUCUUGUUGUGUGGAUGGUUGGAGAAUAAGCCAAGCAAGUCUGAUGGAAGCCAUGAGGUUGAUCAGUGGGAAGAGGUCAUAUUCAGUGGCAAUUGGAGAAAAUGAGAACGAGAUGGUGUUGGAAUGGAAAGACUCCCACAUGCCUCUGGUCAGAUUUUCAGCUUGGGGGAAUCUCUUUAUGUUCAAAGCAAUUGUAUAG
Messenger RNA from Syzygium oleosum, 1542 nucleotides. Its product is annotated as protein NODULATION SIGNALING PATHWAY 2-like. The coding region runs from base 1 to 1542 and encodes 513 amino acids. Gene Ontology annotation, molecular function: sequence-specific DNA binding; DNA-binding transcription factor activity. Gene Ontology annotation, cellular component: nucleus. NCBI's taxonomy places the organism in Eukaryota, Viridiplantae, Streptophyta, Magnoliopsida, Myrtales, Myrtaceae. Gene Ontology annotation, biological process: regulation of DNA-templated transcription. The record is from RefSeq and is a predicted model, not a curated record. The transcript has a single exon.